Molecule: messenger RNA, 5665 nt
Organism: Trichosurus vulpecula (common brushtail)
Lineage: Eukaryota; Metazoa; Chordata; Mammalia; Diprotodontia; Phalangeridae
Gene: PTN
Product: pleiotrophin
Exons: 5
Coding region: 437-943 (168 amino acids)
Molecular function (GO): growth factor activity
Source: RefSeq, a predicted model, not a curated record
AAUCAGCUCACGAGUUAAAAAGUGCCCUUGCUGGUGCUGGCUUCCUCACUUUGCCCACUUGCCUCCCUCCCUCCUUUCGUUUCCCUCCUUCCAUUCUUCGUUCUCUCUCUGGACUCACUCCCUGUGAAGGCUUAAUUGAGUCCAAGGGAGGAUCAGGUUCUCUUGCCUUGGAGUCCAGAAAUCUUUCCUAGCAAGUCCCAGCAGGAGAGGAAAGCCACAGCUGGAAAAGGGGAAAGGAAGAGACAAGUGAGUGAUCCUGUCCAGAAAGGAGAGCGAGCAGCUGGAGAAACAGCUUCCUCAGCAGCAGCAGCAGCAGCAGCGGAGUCAGCGGGGCUGUUCCUGCCCGAUCUCCUGUCUCUGGAAUCCUAGCAGCCAGCUUCAUCCCUCUCCAUUGACCAACGGCCAGACCAGGAGAGCGGAGAUUCACAACUCCAAAAUGCAGCCACAACAGCAGCAACAGCAGCGUCGAAAAUUUGCAGCUGCCUUCCUGGCAUUCAUUUUCAUUUUGGCAGUUGUGGACAUUGCUGAAGCUGGCAAGAAAGAGAAACCAGAAAAAAAGGUGAAGAAAUCAGACUGUGGGGAAUGGCAGUGGAGUGUGUGUGUCCCAACCAGUGGGGAUUGUGGUCUGGGUACCCGGGAGGGCACUCGGACUGGUGCAGAGUGCAAACAAACUAUGAAGACCCAAAGAUGUAAGAUCCCAUGCAACUGGAAGAAACAAUUUGGAGCAGAGUGCAAAUACCAGUUCCAGGCCUGGGGAGAGUGUGACGCAAACACUGCCUUGAAGACAAGAACAGGAAACCUGAAGAGAGCUCUUCAUAACGCUGAAUGUCAGAAGACGGUCACCAUCUCCAAGCCAUGUGGGAAAGUUACCAAACCCAAACCACAAGCAGAAUCCAAGAAGAAGAAAAAGGAAGGCAAGAAACAGGAGAAGAUGUUGGACUAAAAGACAGCAAGCUGGGAAGUACAUGAAAAGGACAUCAGCAAACGUGAUCAGUUAACAGUUUUAUUUACAUCAACUGUAGGGGUUCUAUCCUGAAGUUAUUUAUAGCUUAAUUAUACAAUAGGCAUAAAGGAAAAAAAAGAACUUUUUUUAUAGUAGUAUUUUUUCAUGUGUAACCAUAACAUUGUUAGGUGCCUGUAUUAAAAGACUGUAAUUCCAUUUAGAAAUUUAUUUCUCUUAUACAAUGAACAAUAUGUAAAAGCUUAAUGUCCAUUUUUCAAAGUCAUGCACAAUUUUAGGUCUAAAACCAACAAUCUUUAUAUAUUUUUUUUCUUUUGGUGGGAGUUAAGAUUUCAUGAUGACUGAGUAAAUACAUUCUCAGGUUAGGUGCCCUCCCCACCCCCUUUUCAAAUUUGAACUUUUUCCUAGGCAAAAUAAAAUUGAGUUCCUCUGCCCAUUUAUUAUAGGGAGAAAGGUCAUCUUUUCAGCCAAUGAGCUCUUCUUUGCUUUUAGUCAGUUAAAAGAGUAAAGGUCAAUAAUCUUAAACCUUCUCCUAUGCUCUGGACCAAAUGCUGUUUUUUUUUAAAGCAAAAAUAUUUUGUAUUAGAAAUGGUCUCCUAUUUUGGCAGCAAUGUUUGUUUUCUAGAGAAAAGAGAUUUUUUCAUUUGAAAAACUGCUAGGAAGAAAAAUAUGCUCUUUUGUGAAAUAAUUCACUUCCAUAACCCUCCCCUACCUCCCACCAUAUUGCCCCAGUCGACUCCACCCAGUCUGAUCUAUUAGCAAUGACGAUUUUUCACUUAGAUCUAGUUAAAAGAUUUCCGUGCAUGAGCAGAAGAUUUUUUUAAAGCGAUGCUCUUUUCCUUUACACCAAUUAUUGGAAAGCAUGGUUAGUUUGGUGCUAUUGGCCUCAAGCAAGGCCACAUAUAGGACUGGCUUUGGGGAAUAGGAAAGAAGGAAUUACAUUUUUGAUGGAAAGGUUUACAAUUGCAAAGCACAUACCAGUCCUGGGGCAACUGUGAGAAAUGAGAGUGUGAGCCCUGUGUCUAUGCCAGGCUAUUUGGUUCCAAUAGAUAUCAUGUGAGUGCCAAAGACCAUCUGUGUAGCACCUUUAUCUCUUGGCCCUGCAAGGGACUUUUAUAAAGGAAGCAGAGCUAUAAUUAGGAAUUUAGGGGCCCAGGGAAAACAGCACAAACUGUAUCCCCCAAUAAACCAUGUAAUUCAUUAUAUGCAAAUAAGAAAACAAGUAAUCAGGACAAAGUCAGUUGAAAAGGGGGAGUUAGUUACCACACUUGCUCACAGAUGGGUGCUAUUAACAUUACCUGUGAACUUGUAGCCUCCUAUUUUAAGUUUUUUGUCAUGUUAACUAGGUAGUUAUAAGUUCCUAGUUAGUAAUUUCUUAUUUCUAGCUGCAGGAGUGUGUGUGUUAAAUCUUUGUAUUCUCUAAAUAUUGGUGCCCUGGAGCAAAGCCUCAAUCAUACCAUCUCAGUUAUGUCUCUGAAUGGAAGAUUUCUCUGAUUCUAUGAGAGAUAGAAAGUAGUUAGGUGUUGGCUAAGUUCAAAGUAUCAAGCUUACCAUUAUCAACUAUUCUGUAAGGCAAAAGAUUAAAAUUAUUACAAUGCUUAUUUUAAGGAAGGAAUACAUAUAUCUAUAUCUCUCUAUGUAUGUCAGUAUUCUCAAAAGGGCAUGAGAUCAAUUCACAGAAUAGUUUCAUUGGUUCUACCACUGGUCUGGCCCAUCUCAUGCUAAAUUCUUGGCAAAGUCCUUCUGUUAGGGGGGCUGUGCUCAAUUCUGCCUCAAAACUAAAUGCCAACCUACAAAACUAAUUAGAAAGAGGCAAGGGCCAUGCAUUGAGAUUGAUUUCCACUUAAUAAAAACAGAAUGCCUUAGAUGAUAUAAAUGAUAGCCAGAUGCAUAGGAAUUGAUAUCUUUUUUCAGGCCAACCCUAAUCAAAGGGGGAAAAUAUGCAUGGGGGGUAGAGGGAUGAGGUGAAAGAAAUUUAUUGCAUCCAACUGUCUGUUGGCUAUUCAAGAUUCCACACAACUGAAUGCUGGGAGUGAUAGAAGGAGCGACACUACAUUCUAUUAGCUUGUUAUUAGCAUUGCUUCUCCAUUAGCAUUUACUACGGGUACUGGCCAAAAACAACGGCCCAUGAAUUAUUAAUGAGUCAGAACAAGUUCUCUCAAGUGACAGACAGCCUGGUAAAUAUCCAUGCCACAUUCCUAUAUUGACAGGACAUUAUGAGAAGCCAAAGAAAUGCAGGAGAUUUCUGUUGUUUUAUCUCCAGCCCUUAACAAACCAUAUAAUUGACCCUCUGAUUCUCUCCCUUGUCAUGGAAAAAAGGUCAGUUUGUAUAGCAGGGCUGUAAUCUCAGUUGCAUAUGUGUGAAAUUAGAUUUCCUUCCAACUGCCGUAACAAUUCUACCAAAACUGGCUUUCUCUGACUUGCUAAAUCAUAAUGAGAAACUGAGGAGGUAAGGAUGAAAAAGACUAAGCUCCAAACAUGGAUGAUUAUUGCAUUUGGUGGUGGUGGUGGUGAAACAACAGAUGAUCCCCACAGACCUAGGAGUCUCAGAGAACACCAGGGGAAACCCUUUCUCCAAACCCUUUUCAUUUCAUGUGAGUUUAAACCUGCUAAUCCUGGAGGGAAGGAGUGGUGAUACAGAAAGAACUCUGCUAGAUUUCCUUAUGUAUUUCAGGGGUUUCCAUUCAAGUAUUUGCCAGUUGCAUGAGUGGAAGAAUAUGGUAGACAUGAGGCUUUCUCACAAAACCUUCUGGCAAGUUAAAUAGAGAAUCCCUAUUAAAGGGUCCCAGUAAUCAUGCCUUAGUAUUCAGGAGGGGUGCUAUCCCUUGACUACUUCUAACACAUCUACUUUCUUAGUUAUUUGGACAUACCAUGAAGAAAUAUGACUGCUCCAUCCCAAUUUGUGCAGGUUGUGAGGAAUAAAAAGAAAGGAUUCAUUGAAAUGAGGCCCUUAUGUUAGGGCAGUUGGUGGCAAAUUUCACAAAGGUCUAAGAGAUGAUAUAUAGAAUUCCCAGUCACUGAAGUGCUAUCAAAGGAUGGUUCUUUGAGAUAGUGUAAAUCCUUGAAACCAUUUCCGUCUAGAAUCAUAUAGGGAGUUGAAAGACUAUAUAACCGAUGGGAAAGAAUCUGAUUACUUAGGAAGAAGCGAAAAAUUCACUUUCAAGAAGAGCUUUCUCUGGCCUCCCUUCUAGGAUACCACAUUAAGAAAUAACUAGAAGAAAACUCCAUCUCAUUAUCCAAGUUCAGGACUACAGGGAUAGAGAGUCAUGCUUAGGUUUGUUUUGGGACUCAAAGGUUGGAAGACGACUUUGUAGAAAAUGUGGAUUGCUUUUAAACCAAGGAGAACUACAGAAAAGAGUGGUAGUGAGUCCUUGGAUAGUGCUUAAUUUCGUUAUGCAUUCAUUUGAAAGCAAUUGAAAUCUGGCUCUUACUGUUGUCAAUUUUGACCCAUAAGUAUUUCAAAGUCACUGGGGGCAAUGAAUGAAAUCCUUAAAGUAAAGGUAUAGAUUUAUUAGCCCUCCUAAAGCAUUGAUUUCUAGUUCACUAUUAUCUAACCUAAGGAGAGCCGGAAUUAAUCACCUUAUGGAAUCUUUAAAUGUUUGAGUGACUGGGAAAGGCUACACAACUUUUUUUCUUUAACAAAGAUAAUUCAGUUGGCAUUAGCUUCUUAAGCGAAGAGAAAAAGAAUUAAGGAGACUUUUUUUGGGGUGUGAUGAUUUAUGAGGGAAAGAGAGAAGAAUAUUUUCCCUCAGAUUAUAUAGUUAUAACAUUAUUUCCAUCUGAAAAAAUCAAAACUUUACUAAAAUGCUGUACAUGGUUCUAGUUUGCUAAAUGGGAUGAAGGCAAAGAAUUUCUCCCUUCUUAAUCUUCUUCCAUAAUGACAAGGUCAGGAAGUACGUCCUGAAAGUAGUUUUUCAAGGCACUGAUUCCAGAUUUAAAAGAGGCUAUUGAUUUCUUCCAAUGAGUUUGCUCAAGAGGGAAGGUCCUGAGUCUGUAGCAAGUAGUGCCUACCUCAUACUUGUCUGGCUUCCAGGGGAAGGACAGUGUGGAGGACACUUUGAAGAGGGUGACUAAUAAUGUCCCCUUGCUACAGUAAUCUCUCUCUCUUAUUGCUCCCAGUCACCCAUUAUGCCAAGUAGAAACCAAAGUUAAAAUAUGCCCUCAGGGUGACCUGGCAGUGCCUGGGCAGGGUAGCCAAUGAAAUAUCUCAGUUCAAGAAUGUUUUCAUGUGAGGAAAUGGUGGUCUAAAUGACUUUUCUGUUUGAGAAGGCAAAAAAAUCAACAAAUCUUCCACUCUCUGCACCCACAACUUUGCUCUUAUAGCUUAAAAUAAGAAAAUAUGUUCAAAUAAAAACUUAACAGGCACAAAAGAUUGAUGAAUCUCAUGUAUAUACCUAUUAAACACUAUAGUCAAGUUACUCAUGGGAUUGGGUGAAGUUUUUAAAAUUUUUUUUGUAUAUUGAUUGUUAGAAGAAUAUUAUCUUUUGGUCUUUAAAAAUCUGCAUGAAAGCCAUAUAUCUGCAUAAUAGAAUAAAAACAUGAAUAAUCCUGAUAUAAUAUCCCUAAUGGUUUCCUAGCCUCCUGUGAUGGUGGGAUGCCUUAGAGAAUGUACACAUCUGUUGAUUGUAUCUAUCUACUUGACUUGCUCUUAGUGGAGAUAAAAAAUAAAAAAAAUAAACUAAUCAAAGAGAACUUGGCUAUUGU